AGUGACAAGCAGACCAUGCAAAAUCUCAAUGACCGUCUGGCUUCCUACUUGGAUAAAGUGAGAGCACUGGAGGCUGACAAUGCUGCCCUGGAAGUGAAGAUCCGAGAAUGGUAUGAGAAACAACUUGGUGCUGGAGCUGGUGCAGCUUCCAAAGACUACAGCAAGUACUAUGAUAUCAUCAACGACCUGAGGAGCAAGAUUUUGGCUGCCACCAUUGAAAACUCCCGUGUUGUUCUCCAGAUUGACAAUGCUAGACUGGCUGCUGAUGACUUCAGACUGAAGUAUGAAAAUGAGUUGGCACUCCGUCAGAGCGUGGAGGCUGACAUCAAUGGACUCCGUAGAGUCUUGGAUGAGUUGACCCUGUCCAGAGGAGACUUAGAGAUCCAGAUUGAGAGCCUGAGUGAAGAGCUAGCCUACCUGAAGAAGAACCAUGAAGAGGAAUUGCAGAUUGCAAAGAGCAGCUCUGCUGGCCAAGUCAAUGUAGAAAUGGAUGCUGCACCAGGUGUGGAUCUCACUAAGCUUCUGAAUGACAUGAGAGCAGACUACGAAACACUGGCAGAGAAGAACCGUAAGGAUGCAGAGGCAUGGUUCAACCAGAAGAGCAAUGAACUUAAGAAGGAAAUUUCAGCUGGUGUGGAACAAGUGCAGACAAGCAAGACAGAAAUUUCUGACCUCAGACGUACCCUCCAAAGUUUGGAGAUUGAACUCCAGUCUCAGUUGGCAAUGAGAAAAUCACUUGAAGAUACAUUGGCUGAGACAGAAGGUCGCUAUGGUGCACAACUUCAACAGCUCCAACUUGUUAUUAGUGGAAUUGAGGAACAGUUGAUACAGAUCAGAUUAGACAUUGAGAGACAGAGUCAGGAAUACAGAGACCUACUUGAUAUCAAGACAAGGUUGGAAAUGGAAAUUGAAACAUACCGCCGCCUUCUGGAUGGAGAACUGGGGUAA
This is a messenger RNA of Bufo bufo (common toad), 948 nucleotides long. Its product is annotated as keratin, type I cytoskeletal 47 kDa-like. The transcript is spliced from 6 exons. Gene Ontology annotation, molecular function: structural molecule activity. Bases 16 to 948 code for a protein of 310 amino acids. The record is from RefSeq and is a predicted model, not a curated record. Lineage: Eukaryota; Metazoa; Chordata; Amphibia; Anura; Bufonidae.